This is a messenger RNA of Ilex paraguariensis (yerba mate), 687 nucleotides long. The record is from the annotation of a GenBank genome assembly. Lineage: Eukaryota; Viridiplantae; Streptophyta; Magnoliopsida; Aquifoliales; Aquifoliaceae.
AUGGAGAGGAGGAAAAAUUUGGAGAAAAGGGCUUCAAUUGACAAUGCUCCAAGAAAACAUCCUUUAAUGAAGACGAAAGGAGUGACCCAAGGUAGAGUAGGAGUAGAUAGCAUCGUUGGAGCAGGCAAGGAGACUCAGCAGUUUGGUAUCUUCAUCGCGUCGGCCCAGGCGCUAGGCGACGCCCUCUAUCCGGAGGAGAGUACAAUCCAAGAACUGUCGAAGAAGUUUUUAGGGAUUUUAAGGGCCGAAGUUUUUAGGGAUUUUAAGGGCCGACUAGCUGGUUUGAUCAAGGCUCUCACCACAGGUUUUCAGAGGUUGAACAAUUUUAUCAGCAAUGUGACCCUGGUGUUGGACCAUCAAAUUUCCAAAUUCAAGGAUGCUGGAGUAUGGCUAGAUGGCAACAAUGUUGGUGAUACUUCAUUUGCUGUUCUGUUCUGUCUGAGCAGUUGGAUCAAUUCACAUUUGCAAGGAGGAGUGCAUGCUCAGCAGCUGGACAGAGAGCUGUUUGAGGACUGCUGUGUUGGUGCUGCUGUAAUGGUGGGUCUGUUGAAGCGUUUUGAGGAAUGCUGUGAUGGUGCUGCUGUUAUGGUGGGUCUUCUGCCAGUGGAAGCUACUACAAAUUUUGGUGUUAUGGUGCUUAAGGCAGUAGUUUGUUGUGAAGGAUUCAGUCCUUUUUGCUUCUUGUAA